Molecule: messenger RNA, 4254 nt
Organism: Rhineura floridana
Lineage: Eukaryota; Metazoa; Chordata; Lepidosauria; Squamata; Rhineuridae
Gene: THOC1
Product: THO complex subunit 1
Exons: 21
Coding region: 59-2188 (709 amino acids)
Biological process (GO): regulation of DNA-templated transcription elongation; signal transduction; mRNA export from nucleus
Cellular component (GO): THO complex part of transcription export complex
Molecular function (GO): protein binding
Source: RefSeq, a predicted model, not a curated record
CCAGGCUCUCUCUCUCUCUCUCUCUCUCUCUCUCUCUCUCUCUCUCUCUCUGUGGGCAAUGAGGCGUGGCGCUUCAGACUAUAACGAGACUCCGCCGGGAAGGAAGGGGGUGCUAGCGGCUACCACUAGAGUUCUCUUGGAUUUCUGUGGGCGCCGAGAGACAGCGUCAUCAGUGCGGGCCGCCGGUCGCUGGACGGGUCCGCCGGGAAGGGUAAUGUCGCCGCCGCCGCUCUUCAGCUUGCCGGAGGCGCGGUUACGUUUCACGAACUCAACUCGAGAUGCACUCAAGAACAAAACCAUUAAACCCUUAUUGAGUGCCUUCAGCCAGAUACCUGGAAGUGAAAAUGAAAAAAAGUUUACCUUGGAUCAAGCUUUCAGAGUUGCCCUUGAAGAAGAAAUUAUAAAUAAAGCUUCCUGUGAAAAUGUCCUGGCUAUCAUAUCACUUGUUAUUAAUGGAGUCACAGAAGGUAUCUGUACUGCAUCAACCCCUUUUGUGCUCUUGGGAGAUGUUUUGGAUUGCCUUCCUUUGGAUCAGUGCGAUAAAAUUUUUACCUUUGUGGAAAAAAAUGUAACUACAUGGAAAUCGAACACAUUUUAUUCGGCUGGAAAGAAUUAUUUACUGAGAAUGUGCAAUGACCUCUUAAGACGGUUGUCUAAAUCACAAAAUACAGUGUUCUGUGGAAGAAUUCAGCUAUUUCUUGCUAGAUUAUUCCCACUUUCAGAAAAAUCAGGGCUUAACUUGCAAAGUCAAUUUAAUUUGGAAAAUAUAACAGUUUUUAAUACCAGUGAGCAAGACAGCACCCUUGGACAGAAGCAUGUAGAGGAGAGAGAUGAAGGAAUGGAAGUGGAGGAAGGUGAGAUGGGAGAUGAUGAAGCUCCUACAAGUUGUUCCAUUCCAAUAGAUUACAACCUGUACAGAAAGUUCUGGUCACUUCAAGAUUACUUUAGGAAUCCUGUGCAGUGUUAUGAGAAGGUCUCAUGGAAAACAUUUCUUAAGUAUUCUGAAGAAGUAUUGGCUGUCUUUAAGAGUUACAAGCUGGAUGACACACAGGCUUCAAGAAAGAAACUGGAAGAGCUGAAAACUGGAGGCGAACAUGUUUACUUUGCUAAAUUUCUCACAAGUGAGAAGUUAAUGGAUUUACAGCUGAGUGACAGUAACUUCCGCCGUCACAUUCUAUUGCAGUAUUUAAUAUUAUUUCAGUAUCUAAAGGGACAAGUGAAAUUUAAAAGUUCAAACUACAUUCUAACUGAUGAACAGUCCCUGUGGAUUGAAGAUACUACAAAAUUAGUUUACCAGCUGCUUUCAGAAAAUCCCCCAGAUGGAGAGAGAUUCUCAAAAAUGGUUGAGCACAUAUUAAACACUGAAGAAAACUGGAAUUCAUGGAAAAAUGAAGGUUGUCCAAGUUUCGUGAAAGAAAGACCAAGUGAUUCUAAGCCAAUAAGACCCUUUGUCCGGAAGAGACCAGCUCCUGAAGAUUUCCUGGGAAAAGGACCUAACAAAAAAAUUCUGAUGGGGAAUGAAGAGUUGACUCGUCUCUGGAACUUAUGCCCUGAUAAUAUGGAAGCUUGUAAAUCUGAGAGCCGAGAAUAUAUGCCAACGUUGGAAGAGUUCUUUGAAGAGGCUAUUGAACAAGCAGAUCCUGAAAACAUGGUUGAUAAAGAAUUUAAGGUUGUGAAUAAUUCUAACUAUGGCUGGAGAGCACUAAGGCUUUUGGCACGCAGAAGUCCUCACUUCUUUCAACCAACCAAUCAGCAAUUUAAGAGUUUACCAGAAUACCUUGAAAACAUGGUCAUCAAAUUAGCUAAAGAACUACCUCCUCCUUCUGAAGAAAUUAAAACAGGCGAGGAUGAAGAUGAGGAAGAUAAUGCUUUAUUAAAGGAAAACAAUGAAAGUCCAGAGGUUCAACGGGAUAAACUUGUAACAGGGGAACAAAUAGAAUUAUUUGCUAACAAGCUCGGGGAAUAUUGGAAAGUUCUGGCCCCAUAUUUGGAAAUGAAAGACUCUGAUAUAAGGCAGAUUGAAUCAGAUAGUGAAGAUGUGAAGAUGAGAGCUAAGCAGCUGCUUGUUACUUGGCAAGAUCAAGAGGGGAUCCAUGCUACUAUGGAGAAUCUGAUUACUGCAUUGAACAAAACUGGAUUAAAUGACCUUGCAGAAAGCCUAACAAAUGACAGUGAAAACAAUAGCUAAUUUUAUUUGGGAGUAGUUACUGUCAAGAAUAAAAUAGAAGCUAUUGUUGCUAAGUAACGGAACCUAACAUUUCAUAAGGCAGUUUAAUUUGUUAAUAAAACAUGUUUUAAUAACAUUUGUCUUGAAAUUUGAGGAAGAAAAUGAUUAUUAGUAGCACCGUUCAAAAAGAGAUAGUCCUAUGACCUCAUUCUCAAAUUAGAGAAAGAGGAAGAUAAAGACUUGCUACUAAUGAGGAAUAGGGUGUGAGGAAGGGGUUAGUACACAAACGUUUCUUACAUAAUUUAAGACUAUGCAGGUUACUUUGGUAGGGAUUCUUCCACAACAUAGUUGUGUGUAAAAAUGAUGUGAAAAGGUAUAGGCAUCUAGUUUUCAGUAAAUGUGUGGUAGUUCUACAUAGAAAAUGGUACUGCUUCUUAAUUGGUAAGAAACUUGUGCUAUUAGGAAGCCAUGCAAUAGUAGUGCAGUAAAACGUAGCCUACUACAAGGAACUAAGUAAAUUGUGAAACUCCACCUGUUCAUAUUGUUUGGGAUGCCAUAACAGGGUUACUUAUCUGUGGAUGAAUUAUAAAGCUUUUUUGUAUAAGAAAUGCACCGUUAAUUGCUUUCACAUAAUUCCUGGGCUAUGAUUAUAAUGUACCUGACUGCUAUAGAUCCAUUUCUGUUUGGACCUAACCAUGAUAUGACAAGAUGCCAGCUGCCACUCUGAGUACAGUGCCUUACUGCAACUGUUGAAACACCAAAAGGUUGUAUACCCACCUUGACAUUAUGAAAAAGCUUAGAAAGUUACCAGAAGUAGGUUUGCUGAUCAGGCUGGGUUCCUGUUGCUGGAGUUUCUUGCAUAUAAUUUUAUACUAAAGUAGCCUAUACUAGUCAUUACUGAAGACUGCCUCGAGCAGGGGAUGGAGAACCUCUGGCUGCAAGGCCAAUCUGGGCCCUUCAGAGGAUUUCAUUUGACCCUAAGAGGCCAUUUUCCUAAGAUAUCAGGAGGUAGCCAGGAGGACAGGGUUAAUCCUGCCUUCACUGCAUAGUAGCAAGGCCGCACAGGCAAGGCAACAAGUUUUAAUCCACACUCCACAGUGGAGUAGAGAUUAAAGCUCUGUGCAAAAGUAUCAUGUGCAUAAACUACUUUAAAGAGGCUUUUGCAAAGGCUUUAAAACAGCUUCCAUGCUCCCAUUUACUUGAAUGGGAACACAGAGGCUAUCUUAAAGGCUUUUCCAAAUCUCCCUACACUUCCCUUUUAAUUCUCCAAGAGCAGGGACUUAAAGGAGGAAAUGCAGAAAAUGCUUUUUCAAGUCUCCCUUUUAAAUCCACAAUUGCAGAGACUUCAGGGAAGCACAAAGGAUUUUGACAAAAAGGUUCUCUACCCUUGGCCUAAGAGGAAGACUACACUGUUUUAACAUAAGUAGUUGGACCUUUCCAUGGUAGGCUCAGCAAAGAAAUGUGCCAACCAUGUAAUCUACUAGCGGCAGCAUGAAACAGUAAGAACAUGGUAGAAACAGAACUGAGGAUUGCUUAUAUACUAUUUUUUUAUACAGCACAGCAACAUGUAGUAGUAGUAGGCAGAUUGUUCCUCUUCAAAUAAGUUUUUAAUAUUAUCUUUUCCCCAACACCAGUAACCUCUUCAUCUCAUUUUAAAACAUAAUCACGGCCCUGCUACACUGUGUAUUCUUUGGUUCCUUGUGCAAGCUGGACAAAUGUUAAAAUACCAACAUUUCACAGCAGAAUGCUGCCGAGGGCAAGGGGUAGUUUCAUAAUCCACAAGCAUCAUAGCUCCCACUGAGUACUGUGCCACUUAAUCCUUUACAUUUUUGGAAUUCUAGCAACAAGUAUGGCUAGAAAGCUAACCCCACUAGGUAUACAAUAAAGUUUCAGGAAAAAGGCAAAACUCCAAACAUUUAUGUAAGAAGCACCAUCAUUACUGAUCACCAUUUAUUUAAAGUCAUGAAAUGCCAGGAACAGACUGAGUUGGCACAUCAGGCUGGACAAAUACGUGAUUGUAGCCAAAUGUCCAUUGGCUGUGGGCAGCAGCCCUGUGUUACAUGUUGAGGCAACAACUGAUAUUUCAC